AUGGAGAGGCGGACUAGUGGUGUAUCUAUCUGUAGAAGUGCACCAAAAAUCACCAACUUAUUAUUUGCAGAUGAUUCUCUAUUGUUUUGCCAGGCCACUCAACCCGAAGUUGUAGCCAUUACUGAGAUCCUCCAAAAGUAUGCAGGUGCAUCAAGCCAAUCCAUUAAUUUACAGAAAUCUUUGGUAUUCUUUAGCAAGAACACACCUUGUGACCAAAGACAAGCAAGUGCCUCAGCUUUGGGAGUGAAGGUGGUGGAGAGUUUUGACACUUACUUGGGCUUACCAACCUUGAUUGGACAUGCAAAAUACCAAACCUUUUCCUUCCUCCAAGAUAGAGUUUGGAAAAAAUUGCAAGGGUGGAAGGGGACAAUGUUAUUUAGAGCAGGCAAGGAAGUGUUAAUCAAGGCAGUGGCUCAAUCAAUACCCACAUACACUAUGGGGGUGUUUCUCUCACCUUUGAUGCUUUGUGAUGAUCUCAAUGCCUUGUGUGCAAAAUUUUGGUGGGGAUAA
Quercus robur (English oak) is the source of this 510-nucleotide messenger RNA. RefSeq lists its product as uncharacterized. The transcript has a single exon. Bases 1 to 510 code for a protein of 169 amino acids. The record is from RefSeq and is a predicted model, not a curated record. Lineage: Eukaryota; Viridiplantae; Streptophyta; Magnoliopsida; Fagales; Fagaceae.